AUGUCAGUGAUCGCGGUCGACUGGAAGGGUGGAUCAGGUCUCCCCUACUAUCAGGCAGCUGCAAACACACGUCUGGUGGGAGCUGAAAUAUCCAACAUGAUCAAACAUCUGCAUGCCCAGUAUGUUAUAUCUCCGAAGAAAGUACAUAUCAUAGGUUACAGUUUGGGAGCCCAUAUUGCUGGCUACGUUGGAAGAAACUUAGACAAGAUCGGCAGAAUUACAGGGUUAGACCCCGAUGAGCCGGGAUACAAAGAUACGGAUCCGUUAGUUCACCUUGACAAGACAGAUGCCGAAUUCGUUGACAUCAUACAUACCAAUGGCUCCGGGGAUUCUUCUGGUUUUGGUUGGAUGAAAGAUACUGGUCACAUUGAUUUCUAUCCUAAUGGAGGAGAAAACCAACCUGGCUGCUCUGAAAAUUUUAUGCUUUUAUUAACAGGAUAUAACAACCAGGUUGAAAUUGCCUUUGGCAAAAUGGAUUCAACCAAAGGAAAAACAAAAAUUGAAGUGAUUGGACAGGAUAGUAAGUCAGACAGUGUUGUCAUAGAGAGCAUUCACUUCUGCGGAUACAAUCAAACACUUGUAGAUGAUGGCCGUCAGCUGACAUUGUUCAAGAUGAACACUGACUGCUAA
Mercenaria mercenaria is the source of this 630-nucleotide messenger RNA. Its product is annotated as pancreatic triacylglycerol lipase-like. The coding region runs from base 1 to 630 and encodes 209 amino acids. Gene Ontology annotation, molecular function: lipase activity. The transcript has 5 exons. The record is from RefSeq and is a predicted model, not a curated record. NCBI's taxonomy places the organism in Eukaryota, Metazoa, Mollusca, Bivalvia, Venerida, Veneridae.